Molecule: messenger RNA, 2911 nt
Organism: Brachypodium distachyon (stiff brome)
Lineage: Eukaryota; Viridiplantae; Streptophyta; Magnoliopsida; Poales; Poaceae
Exons: 2
Coding region: 68-2530 (820 amino acids)
Source: RefSeq, a predicted model, not a curated record
GGCAUGUUUGCCGCUUGUGUGGAAACCGCAGGGCGAUCAUACCACUGAAACCUCCACUCCAGCUCCAAUGGCGCCGCCAGGCACCACCCUGUCGCGCGAGUCCGACACCGAUGUCCAAGUCACGCGCAUAUCGACGGAGUUCCAGCUGAAGCAGUCCCUCCUGCUGCUGGCCACCCUGGUGGCGACGGUGACCUACGCGGCGGGGCUGAACCUGCCGGGGGGAGCGUGGCCGGAGGACACGCCGGGCGGCGCGCUCGCUGGCGACCCCAUCCUCCGGGAGACCCACUACCACCGCUACAUCGCCUUCUACUACUGCAACGCCACCGCCUUCGCCGCUUCGCUCGUCGUCUGCCUCCAACUGCUGGUACUCCCUGAGACGACCGACCGCCAACUGCACCUGCACCUGUUGCGUGCCGUCAUGGUGCUCGACCUGUUCGGCCUCAUGGGGGCCUACGUUGCCGGGAGCAGCCGCGACAGGUUCACCACCAUUUGCGCCUCCGUGCUCGUGUUCUCCGUCUUCGCCUACGUGGCCAUCGCCUUCCUCCUCUACAUUGCCCCGAGGCCAGGCCAAGAAGUGCCCGCCGACCAGCGCGAGAAAGAGCACGAGAUCCUCAUGGUGCUCGCCAUCUUUGCGGCCACCAUAGCCUACGUGGCCGGGCUCAACCCGCCCGGCGGCUUCUGGAACAGCACCCGGGACGGGCACACUGCCGGCGACCCGGUGCUGCUGGACCACCACCGCCGCCGCUACCACGCCUUCUUCUUCUUCAACACCACCGCCUUCGUCGCCUCCCUCUUCGCCAUCUUGCUCAUCGUCCACCAUAAGAAGCUCAACAUCAGCCGGAACUGGACCUUGAGGUUCGGUGGUCUGUAUGUAUGCACCCUCGUGGCCCUCUUGGGCCUCGGGGGUGCAUACGCCGUCGGGGGCUGCAGGGACCCUCGAAACACCGCCGCUGUGUUCGGCCUAGGUGUGCUGGUUCUCGUCUACAUUGUCCUCCAGCGAGGUAUUGUGGCUGUUGCCAAAGCCAUCAAACGUUCCAAGAUUACUCUCGCAUGCAAGGAGCGCCUCUGUUGUAAAGUACUCACAGGAUGUUUCCAGAGUAUAAGCAACUUCUUCACUCGUACCAGACCAUAUGAUGAAAUUUUGGAAAAGGCUCGAGAUUUUAUUCAGCUGCUUGCCGUACUUGCGGCAUCCAUAGCUUACCAAGCAGGACUAGAUCCACCAGGUGGUCUUUGGUCGGACAAUGGGGAUGGCCAUGCUAUCGGAGAGCCGAUACUCUUGACAACACACCCCGCGCGGUACAUGGUGUUCUUCUACUGUAACUCCGCUGCUUUUGUGGCAUCAUUAGCCAUCAUCGUGAUGUUACAAAGUGCAUCUCUAGUUAGGCGUCAUGUGCUAGAGGCAGCCAUGAUACUAGAUCUGUUCAGCCUCAUAGGCGCCUACGCUGCUGGGAGUUGCCGGGACAUAAGCACCUCCAUUUACAUCGUCGCCGUGGCCGGCGCCGUCCUUAUCUACGUGGUGAUCCACAUCAUCUUCACACUAGACCCGGGCAACAUAGAUGAUGUCAAGUUGGAGAAGUACCGUCAGGUGUUGCUGCUCCUUGCAAUCUUGGCCGCGACGCUCACCUACCAAGCUGGCUUGACCCCGCCGGGUGGGUUCUGGGAAAUGGAUGACAAGCAGGCUGGGCACAGCGCGGGCUACCCUGUCUUCCAAGACAAUUAUCCUCGACGUUACAAGGCAUUUUUCUACUGCAAUGCAGCGAGCUUCAUGGCGUCUGUGGCUCUCAUCAUUCUCCUUGUGAACCCAAGCAUGUACAGGCCUGGCAUACGGUGUCAUGCGCUCUAUGUGUGCAUGGUGGCCGGCAUGUUUGGUCUCAUGGGUGCCUACACUGCGGGAAGCUCCCUGCAUCUACGAGCCACCAUCUUUGUGUUUGUAUUGGUCGUUGUGGUGUUUACAGUAGUAGUCUAUCUUGGAGUCACCAAAGGGAAGCCCAGGAACAAUGCACAAGAACAAGAUGGGUCUGCAGCAGCAGGGGCCGGGCAAGAAGAGAAAAAGGAAGCGUCUAUGCCCAUGUACCUCAUGUUGCUAGGCAUAUUGGCUGCGAGCGUGACCUACCUGACGGGCCUGAAACCACCCGGUGGCCUGUGGAAGAAUGACGACAGUGGACACUCCGCUGGCAGCCCCAUCCUCUAUGACAUUGACAAGCGGAGAUACAAUGCUUUCUUCUACAGCAACUCCACUUCCUUCAUGGCGUCCAUCAUCGUCAUCGCCUUCCUGCUCCCAAGGAUGGUGUGUCAGAAAACAGAUUUGGUGUGUCAGAAAACAGACUUUCCCCUCUGGCCAAUGCACACUGCCAUGUUGCUGGACAUGCUCGCCUUGCUCGGAGCCUACGCGGCAGGCAGCGCCCGAGAGUGGGAAACAUCCAGGAAUGUCAUUCUGAUGCUCUUCCCCAUGCUGUUUUUCGUAGUGAUCGUGUUCCUUCUCAAGAAAGAUAAAGAUGAGCCUCAGCAUCUUGAUAUAGAGGAGAUAUAGAGGACGAAUAGCUCAUUAUGGUGUGAUGAGUGUGACGGACGGUGGUAGGCAAAUCACCCAUCACCAGUUUUUAAAUCAAUCAGGAUUGCCUAGUUCAAAUAAGUUUAAGAGUGGUCUAGUGAAGAGUGUCUCGUAUGGCAAUCUUGUAACUAGGAGUUAUGAGUCCAUGUUUCAAAGAAAAGUCACCACUCCACACGGAAAGCUGUGGCUCAGUCAUUUGUUUGCUUUCAGUUUUUUUUUCCGAAUUAUGAAUCCUGUGUGUGUUCAUAUAUGGAGGUUGUUUGCUCUCAUAUGUAAAUGAUAUUGAUGGGAUGUACAAGUACAAAUCCUCUGCAAAAAGAGUCAUCCCCUAUUUUAGCAUUGCCAACAAUUCAAGGAGAA